Messenger RNA from Drosophila eugracilis, 2264 nucleotides. It is a transcript of the gene fd102C, whose product is annotated as fork head protein homolog 2. The record is from RefSeq and is a predicted model, not a curated record. Gene Ontology annotation, molecular function: RNA polymerase II cis-regulatory region sequence-specific DNA binding; DNA-binding transcription factor activity, RNA polymerase II-specific. Gene Ontology annotation, biological process: anatomical structure morphogenesis; regulation of transcription by RNA polymerase II; cell differentiation. Bases 327 to 2093 code for a protein of 588 amino acids. The transcript has 2 exons. NCBI's taxonomy places the organism in Eukaryota, Metazoa, Arthropoda, Insecta, Diptera, Drosophilidae.
GGCCGCACGUUUUUGUUUCCAUCAAAAUUUUGUUAAUAAAACUGAAAAUAAAUAUAUUUAUUACUAAAUAUAAAUAAAUUUUAAUAAAUUUUUUGCAAAACGGCCAGAGAAAAACUGGUGCUAAGUAGUUAUACUACAUUUGUGUUGUGGAUGGUGUAGGAUAAUUGUCCAGCAGCAGUGAUACAAGUAAAAGUCAUCAAGAAUAAAUUGAUUGCUCAGAGAGUCGCUUACGCAGGCAUGCUUUUUGGACAUUUUACAUUCGUGUAUAUCCAGAUAAGCCGAUAAACGAUGAUACACGGGAUUGGAUCAAAAACAUAAAAUAAAAAAUGGCUCACUCUAAUUUGGGUACUUCGCAGGCGAUUACGUCUGACCAGGAGCAAGGCCACGUGCCUAAACAAGCUUUGCCCAGCAUCUAUCCACUUGGAACAUCGAGAACUUCACACGCUCAGUCCGCGACAAUGGCUCUGGAGCAAUACCGCUUGCAGCUAUACAACUACGCCCUGAAUAUUGAACGAUUUCGAUGUCCUCAAUAUGGGGGCCCAGGAGGAGGUGGCGCCAGUGCUCCUUGGUUGCACAUAACCCCUUAUGGUGCCCAAGGCGCAGGCAAUAUCCCGGCAGUCACCAGAAUGGCAGCGCUAUCAACCAUAUCCCUGUUCCCCCCAACGCAACGUAUUUUUCAACCCGAGGAGCCAAAACCGCAGCACAGUUACAUUGGGCUUAUAGCCAUGGCAAUUUUAAGCUCAAAUGAAAUGAAGUUGGUCCUCUCAGACAUUUACCAAUAUAUUUUGGAUAAUUAUCCGUAUUUUAGAAGCCGUGGUCCGGGGUGGAGGAACUCGAUCAGGCAUAAUCUCUCACUAAAUGAUUGUUUUAUCAAGUCUGGCCGCAGUGCAAAUGGCAAAGGGCAUUACUGGGCAAUACAUCCAGCCAACAUGGAUGAUUUUCGAAAAGGGGACUUUAGACGUCGCAAGGCCCAACGUAAAGUCAGAAAACAUAUGGGCCUCUCAGUGGAUGAUGCCAGCACUGAUUCGCCUAGCCCACCCCCGUUGGAUCUGACAACACCGCCUCCAUCCAGCUCCCAGUCCUCAAUGCAAAUAUCGGGCCUUGGAUAUCCAUACCAACAGCAGUAUAUAGGCCAGUUUUUUAAUCGGAGCUUAGCACCCGGAUUGCCUCAGUACUCCUCAGCAGAUCCAGCCCUAGUUAUGCAACGGUCCAAUCAGCUGGAACAGACACUCCAACCAGCUCUUCUCCAGCCGCAACAUGCCCAACAUCAGCAGAUUGCAUAUAUCAACUCCACCACGACAACAACCAUCGCAAACAUGUUUUCGCAGACACGGAAACGCCAGUUUGACGUGGCGUCUCUACUGGCACCCGAUGUGCAGAUCGUUGAUAUUAGCUCACAAGAUCAAGAGUCCUCAGUAAGGCCAACGACCACAGCGAGAACAACGACUCAAACUCAUCACACGGUCAUUACUAAGCAAACUAUACAUCGCGAAGUUGUUUUGGGAUUAGAGCAGCCUGUAACUGAUCCCGACCUUGACUCUGAAAUUGAUGUAGAAGGUAACGCAGACGUGGUAGAUGGAAGCAUUAAUCCGAAUUCUGAUUGUUACCCAGAGUCAGACGACCAGGAAAAGUGUAAAGAAACCAUGAAGCAAAUAUUGUCUGUUGAGGACAAUAUCUCGUACCUAAGCAAUGGCAGACUGUCUUCAUUUGAUGCCGAUCCCGAUCACGAUCACGAAGAUCUUGAACAGCACAACUACUCCAUUUCCAGCUCUGCAGCGCGGUCUUUAGGAAGCAGUAGUAGCCAACACGAGGAAUCCAGUUCAUUAGAAGAAUCUCCCAUUAUAGACUCUAUUGAACCGACCUCAUCUGCACUUGGCUCGCCCAUACCUAAUGCGAGACCGUCAGCCCUAGGAACAGCCGCUCCAAAUGCAUACAUUGAACUUAACCAUGUUGAACCGCAUUUGCUAAGUAGGUACUACGGGACAUAUAUGGCCGCAGCUGCGCGACGAGCAAAUGUAAGGCCACCAAAAAAGGCAGCAAGGACGUCUUCUAUUUCACCAUCUUUAAAAUCCGAAAUAGUUUCACAGAAGUAGUAGAUAAAUUCUCUUUAGAAAUUCAAAACAUAUAUAUACAUCUAAAUUGAUGACCGACCCUGCAAUAAAAAUAUACACCUAAAUCUUUAUUUGAUAAAAGAGUUCUUUCAGUGGAAUUAAUAUGUUUUAACGAGCAUAAAUAUAUGUUAAAUUAUUGUUAAAUAUCGUAGA